This is a messenger RNA of Perognathus longimembris pacificus (Pacific pocket mouse), 282 nucleotides long. RefSeq names its product small integral membrane protein 36 (gene Smim36). Bases 1 to 282 code for a protein of 93 amino acids. NCBI's taxonomy places the organism in Eukaryota, Metazoa, Chordata, Mammalia, Rodentia, Heteromyidae. The record is from RefSeq and is a predicted model, not a curated record. The transcript has a single exon.
AUGGAGUUCUACUUGGAGAUUGACCCUGUCACCUUGAACCUGAUCAUCCUGGUGGCUAGCUAUGUCAUUUUGCUCCUGGUGUUCCUCAUCUCCUGCGUGCUCUAUGACUGCCGAGGCAAGGACCCAAGCAUGCAGGAUGCUCCGGAAACGACUAUGGAUGCCCAGCCUUCCAUCCGUUUAGUGGUGAUGCAGCAAAGCACUUCUGGCUCCCCUUGGGCAAGGGGACCUGGCCUCCCCUUUAAGGAUCCUUCUGUGUUAGGGAAGAAAAGCACAGUGGUGUGA